AUGCUCUCACCGAUCGUCACCGCGACAUUGCAGGCGACGGCCAUCGCAUCCGCGUCCAAUGUCCUAGCACAAUACAUCGAACAGCGGGACCACGAAGUACGAUACUCAUGCCAGAAAACAUCGCGUCCCGCGAAGCAAAGCGCUGACGAAGAAUACUACUCAGGGCCCGUUCACGCUCUCUCUCCCCGACUUCCUUCGCUUCGUCAUCCUCUCGCUUCUCACGGCUCCCCCCAACUUCCUCUGGCAGAUGUUCCUGGAGCGGACGUUCCCGGGCAGGAAGGCCGUCCCGGUUUCGGAUCCCGAGGACGCAGAGAAAGGAAACACGGAAGAAGAAGGAGAGAAGGUGUUGAAGCUGGAUUGGAAAAAUACCAUGAUCAAGUGGUUCGUGGAUUGCAUCAGCAUGGGUGCUCUGCUCAACACCACGGCCUUUUUGAUCCUCAUGGGGUUGAUGAAGGGGAGGACGUGGAAUGAGAUUGCAACGGCGUUGAGGACAGUAAGUCAUACCAUUUUUCAAUUUUCACGCCCGAUAUCCGGUUUCCUUUUUACUUUUCGCUUUUCUUCUUGUAUUCUUUGUAGGAGAAGCAUGUAAGUGACCAUAUAUUCUCUCUUCUCUCCACAGGAAACUUUCCCGAUUAUAUUUGCGAGUUACAAGAUUUGGCCGCUGGCUUCGGUGGUCAAUUUCGCUCUGAUCCCGGUGGAGAAGAGGAUUGUGUUUUUGAGUGCUGUGGGAUUGGGUAAGUCUGCGAGUGAUCAUGGUGUGUUGGGAUGUUGGCUGAUUCCGUUAAGGCUGGGGCAUUUACAUGAGCUUGGCUGCCUCAAGACAGUAA
Messenger RNA from Lecanosticta acicola, 827 nucleotides. NCBI's taxonomy places the organism in Eukaryota, Fungi, Ascomycota, Dothideomycetes, Mycosphaerellales, Mycosphaerellaceae. The record is from the annotation of a GenBank genome assembly.